AUGUCGCUCACGUCUCCUCAACUUCCCCUGCCUCAGAGGCACGCUAGCGAGUUGCUUUGCGAGAAGUGCCGGGGUAUGCCUUGGGAUAUAUUCAACGAGCCUUAUGUAAUGCCAACCGUGAAACAUCAUAGGACAUUUUCUGAACUACAAAGUUCAUGCGACCAGGGAUGUCCAUUGUGUCAGAAUAUCCGUGUUACGCUUGUCUACGAUGGUGUGGAUUUGGCAACAGAUGACCCUGUGCCUUGGAGCAUCUCAGAGGAUAGGUCCAUUGAUCCUAAAUCAAAAAGACCACGCUAUCGCAAAAGACCCAAAUACGACAUGUUGGACGAUAGAAGAACAAAGUCACCAGGACAAACACUCCCAACUAUCCGACGGUUGGCACCAGAUACCCUAGAAGAUGACCUGGAAAUUCUCCUCGAAAACAUCAACCAAUGGCUGACGGCCUGUACCAUUUCCGGGAAACACGAGAAAUGCACAUUGUUGGACUCGUGCACGACAUCAUCUCUACCAACUCGACUGAUAGAUGUCGGUACCCAGGAUAAAGACAUUCUCCGACUCAUAGAGUCUCAGACAGAGUAUCCAAGGGAUGGCAUGAAGCCCUUGUACUCGAUAUUGAGCUAUCGCUGGGGUGAAGGAAAUCGGAGUGCACGAACGACACAAAACAAUAUGGAACAAAGAAAGAAGAAAAUGGACUUGCGAGAGUUCCCAAAAACUAUACGAGACGCCAUUGAAAUCACAAGGCGCAUGAAAAUACGUUAUCUUUGGGUGGACGCAGUGUGUAUUAUCCAACCAGACAAUGACGGAGAAACAGAAGACUGGAUGAAAGAAUCUGCCAACAUGGCGACUUACUAUUCAAAUUCCUAUAUAUGCAUUGCAGCGUCAAGUGCAGAGGAUAGUUCGGAAGGCAUACUCAUCGAGAGAAAAGUAGCCAAGUUUCCUUUCAGAGAAUGGUGUGAUCCUGAUGGCCGGCCUAUUAAAUCUCCUCAUGAUUCGCGGAGGAUCUUUCGAAAUCCAUUGCUUGAGCGCGGCUGGUGUCUCCAAGAAUGGCUUCUGUCACCUCGGAUACUGCACUGGACCAAGAACGGUCUGAUCUGGCAGUGUAGACAUGGUUUCUUCUGGGAAGGUCAAAAGGACUUUUGCGAAGAAGGCCCAGAACGCAUCUCUGGCCAUUCCGGUAUACCGAGUAGAUUCAUCAAUGACUGCCCUUUCAAGAUGGGUCUCUCUGACCAGGCUUCAACAAGUAUCUCACAUAUUCUUGAGUCAACCAAGAAUCAUGCUCUUGGCUAUCACUGGAGCUACCUCAUCCAGUCCUACAACCAAAUGAACCUCACAAAGCCUGAAGAUCGAUUGGCCGCUAUACAUGGAAUUGCAACAUGUCUAUCCAACCGCCAUAAAGUGGGCUACUUUGCAGGAAUAUUCGAGCACAAAACCAUGAAUGGACUGCUUUGGUCAAAGGCACCGAAUGCAGAACGACUAACUAAAAUCGAGGGCUUCCCCAGUUGGUCCUGGGCCUCGGCAAAGGGAAAUGGUUUCAUUCCAUAUGUUGAAAAUGAAGACACGACUUUGUGGAUGAGGUGGAUCGGCGGAUUCCCGUCAAGCAACAAGAUACAAGACUUCAAGAAAAGGUUAAACCGACAGAUACACAUCGCAGCACCUCUGUUGCCUCUACCGCUUGGACGUGUUUUUCAAGAGAACUCCCCGGAUGAUGAGAAAUUGUUCAAGUUUGGUGCAAAUAGCCCAAUCUGGCCUGGAAGGAGAUUGGGUAUUUCCCUUGACUAUUCUGAGUCAGACCUUGUCUACUUGGAAGGAGCAUGUCUGUUAUUUUUGUGCGAGUGCCGUUUUCCUAUGAUAGACAGGAUUCAAAUCGACGGGCUUGUAGUAAAAAGGUCAUCGAAUGAUGGUGAUAAUGUGUAUAAGCGGAUUGGGAAAUUUGACAUUCAGCUGGUCCAUCGUGUAGUAGGACUUGAGAAGGUAGAUACUCGUUGCUUAGAGGAUUGGAUAGCCGAUGUUAUUCUAGUGUAA
Molecule: messenger RNA, 2022 nt
Organism: Fusarium poae
Lineage: Eukaryota; Fungi; Ascomycota; Sordariomycetes; Hypocreales; Nectriaceae
Exons: 2
Coding region: 1-2022 (673 amino acids)
Source: RefSeq, a predicted model, not a curated record